Messenger RNA from Staurois parvus, 464 nucleotides. NCBI's taxonomy places the organism in Eukaryota, Metazoa, Chordata, Amphibia, Anura, Ranidae. The record is from the annotation of a GenBank genome assembly.
AUGGGCCCCUGUACCGCCUCCUCAUGCUGCUGCCAGGCCCCCGUAAUCUGCCAUGGGCCCCCGUACCGACUCCUCAUGCUGCUGCCAGGCACGUAAUCUGUCAUGGGCCCCUGUACCCCGCCUCCUCAUGCUGCUGCCAGGUCCAAUGUGUCAUGGGUCCCUGUACGGCCUCCCAUUGCUGCUGUCUCCAUCGCCACACACUGCCAUGUGCCACUUUUCAGGUCUCCUCACACUGCUGUGGGUUCCAUUUUUCAUAGGGUGCUGUAUGGCCUCCCAUUGCUGCUGCCGGUCCACCGCCACAACUGUGGCUCCACACUCUGGGUUUUGGCCCCGGACGCCCCGUGACUGCCCAAAUGAGUGAAGUGUGCCUUACAAGAAACACACUUUUCCCCUUAUCUAUCACAUAGACGCUGACAACUACUUUUGAGUUACCUCUACAACAUAACACAAGGGGCUACGCAUUA